GUGUUACUGAGGCUUGGUCAGAUGGCCUUCACUGGAGUGGCUGAGAAGAACAUUGUGUUCACAGAUGGAGAUUUGAUCAAAUACAAUCUGCAGCCUUCCCAGUUCCUGUCCGGGUUCCUGAUGGAACUUUUGGAGAGAGAGGAUUCAGCCCGGAGCGUGGUGUACGCCUUCCCGCACCUCACCAUCCAAGAGUUUGUAGCCGCACUCGCACAAUUCCUGACUGUAGAUCGCGGGGAUAUCACGACACUCCUCAUUGAAGCCCAUGGCAAUUCAGGCGGGCGAUUUGAAGUAUUUCUCAGUUUUGUCGCUGGUCUCUCCUCCCCACGGACAGCUUGGAUCCUGGAGGAGUUUCUGGGUAAAUUCCCUCAUCAAACAAUCUGCCGAGUGAUUGACUGGGUGAAGGGGGAGGUUAAACGCCGGGCUAGAAACACAAAGAGUGAAGCUGAUAAACGGAGCUUCCUGAACACGAUGCACUACCUGUUUGAGUCACAGAAUCCUGCACUGGCUCAGCAGACACUGGGAUCUGUGGAAACACUUUCAUUCAGUGGACUGGGACUGACCCCGAUUGACUGUGCGGUCCUGUCUCAUGCCAUCAGGCUCUGUGAUACAAUCAAACACCUCAAUCUGGGGAGCUGCCGCAUUCAGUGUGAAGGUCUCCAGCGGCUGGGACCGGUUCUGCACAAGUGUCAGGACUUGGGGCUGGAAUAUGUCGGUCUCACAGAUUCUGGAGCCGAGGAUCUCGCCUCCGCUCUCAGUACAAAGCCCUCACUGACGGAGCUGUACCUGAGUGGGAAUAAACUGGGAGAUUCCGGAGUGAAACUGGUGUCUGCGGCUCUGAGGAACCCGGACUGUAAAAUACAGACACUGGAGCUGGGCAGUGUUGGUCUCACAGAUUCUGGAGCCGAGGAUCUCGCCUCCGCUCUCAGUACAAACCCCUCACUGACGGAGCUGAACCUGACAGACAACUCCCUCACAGACCGAUGUGUCCCCGCUCUCCGCCGCCUCAUACUGACCCUCCCGAGUCUGAUGUGGAUCAUGCUGGGGCGGAAUAAGUUCGGUCCAACCGGGAAGAAGGAACUGAGGUCGCUGCAGGAACCCAGACCUGGACUGACAGUGAUCGUGUGAACAUCUCGUGGUGUAAAUGUCACCGCCCUGGGGACUGGAAUAUUGUUGGCCGAUUCCCCGCACUCCCUCUCCUUUAAACGGCCGCCCUCCCUCCCCUUUAAACCCCGACGCUUCCCGGGCGGUGACAUCAGAGGCGGCCCUGCCCGCAGUCACGUGACCCGGGUACUCAGCGCUGCUGAUGCUGAUGAUGAUGCCAGAUUUCCGGUGCUGCCUGCCUGCCAU
Messenger RNA from Amblyraja radiata (thorny skate), 1347 nucleotides. Its product is annotated as NACHT, LRR and PYD domains-containing protein 3-like. The record is from RefSeq and is a predicted model, not a curated record. The coding region runs from base 22 to 1125 and encodes 367 amino acids. The transcript has 4 exons. Gene Ontology annotation, cellular component: cytoplasm. Gene Ontology annotation, molecular function: protein binding. NCBI's taxonomy places the organism in Eukaryota, Metazoa, Chordata, Chondrichthyes, Rajiformes, Rajidae.